Molecule: messenger RNA, 8430 nt
Organism: Notodromas monacha
Lineage: Eukaryota; Metazoa; Arthropoda; Ostracoda; Podocopida; Cyprididae
Source: the annotation of a GenBank genome assembly
GCAGUUCCGGAAUUUGAGGUUCUGCAAACCACUGUGGAGGCAUGGCCGGUAGUUGGACUGUCCGAUCUUCUUCCCGAAGUGGAACAAGUUGCGUGGAUGACCCCGAUGGAUCUAGGAAACGCCAGCAAAGCUGAGAGGGGAACUUGGAACUUGUCGAGGUGGGCUGCAUAUCCUGCUUUCGUCGCAAUCAUCGGGCAUCCAAGACGAUACGUGUCGGUCAGGAACUGCAAGGUAUCCAACGGCAGUGAUUCCCAAACGCUCGCUGUGGACGCCGAGCUGGACGACGAUGAGGCGGUGAUCAUGGUUCCAGAUGCACCGGUCGGUGUAGCAGCUGGUGGUUCCCCAAUUGACGGAGUGGACUUGAUUUCCCUUCUUCAGAUUAAAUUGAUCUUCUUCCACAUCAACAUUAUGGCGGAGCUCGAUUUGACUCCGAAAAUCAGUUCUUACCUUGACCGUCACAUGGUCUUUCCGUUGCUUGAAUUCCUUUCAAUGAAGGAGAUAUACGAUGUCAACGACCUCAUGGAAGGAAAACUCAACUUGUUGAGCGACACCAACAUGGUUGAUUAUGCCAGGGAAGUUUAUCGCAAUCUUCAUGGAGAAGAUGGAGGUCCGGAGCAUCUUCUUCAGAAAAGAGCGGAUGUUGUUGCACAACUGAAGCAGUAUCAAGAGGAAACUGAGCCAAUCCUGAAUAUUUUCGUGAAGAAAGAAGUGCAGCAACAGUUCAAGACGGCGAGAGAUUUCCGUCAACUGCAGGAGUUUCUGGUGGAAAAUUAUCAAUUCCGGCCUGAUAUGAUAGACACUCUGUACAAUUUUGCGAAAUUCCAAUACGAGUGCGGAAAUUACGCGGGUUCCGCAGAAUACCUUGACUUCUACAGAAUUUUAGUUCCAUCGUCGGACCGAAAUUACCUAAGUGGAUUGUGGGGGAAACUUGCAUCUGAGAUCUUGAUGCAACACUGGGAUGUCGCUCUGGAAGACUUGAACCGAGUUAAAGAUUAUAUCGAAAAUCAAUUGAGCGUGUUUGGUUCUGCCUUGGAAGCUUUGCAGCAGCGAGCAUGGUUGCUUCAUUGGUCCCUCUUCGUCUUUUUCAAUCAUCCGAAGGGGAAGGAUCUGAUAAUCGACAUGUUUCUUUAUCAGCCUCCGUAUCUGAAUACCAUUCAGACGAUGUGUCCACAUCUGCUUCGAUACUUAUCGACUGCAGUCAUUAUCAAUAAGCAGCAUCGGAGAGCAGUCAUGAAGGAUUUGGUCAAAGCUAUUCAACAGGAAUCGUACACAUACAGUGAUCCUAUCACUGAGUUUCUGGAAGACCUGUGCGUGAAUUUCGAUUUUGAUCGAGCACAGCAAAAAUUGCGCGAUUGUCGAGACCUACUCUACCAAGAUUUCUUCCUUACGGCCUGUUUGGAUGACUUCAUGGAGAAUGCAAGACUGAUGAUAUUCGAAACCUUCUGCCGCAUUCACCAAUGUAUUAGUAUAAGUAUGUUAGCCGAGAAACUGAAUAUGACGGAUGAAGAAGCUGAGAGAUGGAUUGUAAAUCUGAUACGCCACGCGCGCUUGGAUGCAAAAAUUGACUCGAGUAAAGGGCACGUGGUCAUGGGAACGCAGGCCGUAUCACCAUAUUCUCAGUUGAUCGAGAAGACCAAAGCGCUCUCCUUGAGAACCCAAAUGUUAGCCCUGCAGAUUGAAAAACGGAUCACCACUGUUCGAGCCGGAGAAGUGAGUCUUUUUUUUUCCCUGGUUCGCAGUGGGGAGGACAGGACUUCUAAGACGCAACAGCGAUGCACCAUUCUGAUUUUCUCUACUAUCCGCCGUUCAGUGAAGAAGAAAAACGCGGCCGUUUCAAGGGUAGCGCAUGUCCUUUGCUCCAUUGCAUUCCUGAGUGUUUCAAGCCCGAAGGUGUUGAGAGCUAUGGAAAGUUCAACGACAGAUCAAAGUAGUGAUGAAUUGUCUACCUAUGGACAGUGCGACAUUUGUGAAGAACAUUCCGCAAAGUAUAAGUGUCCCCGCUGUGAUAAGAGGACAUGCUCAUUAUCGUGCGUUAAAAAGCAUAAGGUACGGUAUGAUUGUUGUGGCCAACGAGAUCGAGCUAAGUUCGUUCCAGUGAAGAAAUUUUCGAAUCUGGACUUGCUUAAUGAUUACCGAUUUUUGGAAGAAGCGGCGCGAGUUGCCGAGCGAUGCCACAAAGACAAAACCAGAUUGAUUUCACGAACUGCACCGCAUUCUUCUUUGCCGCCCAGUGUGGGCUUUGCUGGAUGCGUGGUGCUGAUGAGAGCUGAAGGAAAUCAUCGUUUGGGCGUGAAGAAAGUUGAUUUUUCUAAACGGGGUCCCCGGGACACGGAAUCCCCGCGCGACAAAAUCCCUGACACGAAAUCCCCGCCAUACCCGCGCACAGCUCUUGAUUUGAAGCGUUCUCUGAAAGACAACCUGAAGGGAAAGCUUGUAGUCGAGCAUCCAGAAUUGUUCGUUUUCACGCUUCCACACAUAGAGACUCUCGAUAUCAUUGAAGAAGUUAAUGACCUAAUUGAGUGGGAAGGUCCAGAAGAAGAGAAGGACAUUGACGAUUGUCACCCAUCAGAGCAGGGUUCUCAUCAUGAUGAACCCGAGGGCGAACUGACCGAAGCUGACUUCGACAGGCAUUAUAGCAAUUAUUAUAAAGAGUUUAUGCAGCAUUACGCCAAAAUAUACGGGAUCAAAAAUCCCGAUGAUUUGCCGGAAGAUAUUCGAUUCAAAGCGAACCUGUUCUCAGAGGCCCGUACUGCUCAGUCCUCCGGGCAUGACCACCUAGAAAAAGAGUCGCGGAAACGAAAAAUCGUUUCUUAUGGUGAAAUUGACGAUACGAUCAUAAUUCAAGCGAUAAUUGAAGAGCUUUGGUGUGUUCAUUUUGGAGUGUCAGAGAUAAUGCGGACCGAUUUAGUUGGAAGAUCACAUCAUAGGCUGAUUUGCUUAUCCUUUGCGCAUGACGUGAGUUUCAUAUUGACAGCAGCCAUGGUUGGUCUAUUAUCCUCCAUACCGAGUCGACAUGAUGUGGGCACGAUAAUCAAUUUAUACGAGGAUCAGAAUUUGGGCGUAUUACGAACAGAUCUGAAAAACAUUUAUGUUUUCUCUGUCGACGUAGUGAAGAAUGGAAUCUCCAUCGCGGAAGGAUCUCGUGUACGUUUUAACCUUGAUGCCAGAAGUAAUGUAACUGCGUUAGAUGUGGAGACAAUGGUGAAAUCAAGAGAGGAGAAAGUGCCCGCAGAGAUCGAGAUUGCCGAAGAAUCUGUCUUGAAAAAUUGUGAGGUGGAAAUCGAGGACUCCGACAAAAAUGUCGAGGAUACCGACCAGAUCUCCGAUUGUCAAGAUAACCUGUCUGACACACCCAAGGUUAUUGAUGCCGCUGAAAAGCUUCCUUCUUGGCCAGAGAUCAUGGUAGUGGAAGGAAUCGUGCAGAAAGAAGCAGCAGAUGAAGUUACUGUGGAAAUCGAUAACGGAGACACAGUACGUUUUUCGAAAAAGCUAUGCUGCGGAGAAUUCAAAGAUAAAUGGACUUUCUUGGAUCGUGAUCUGGUCUUGCUUCGAAUCCGGAAAGGCACCAAGGACGUUGAAGUUUUGUCCUGUGCUGUGCGUUACCGAGAAGUUUGGUCGAAAGCUGAGAUUUCAUCAGAUAAGACCCGUUUAAGUUAUAAUGGGAAUUCGAGCCUAAUCUCGAAUGCAAGGCAUGGUGUUCUCAAAGACAGCGAUGAAUUUUGUUUCGCCGUCGUGAUUAAGACGGCCCGUGAGAGGGUGCCGUGGCGUUCAGUCGAUAUACGACGUUCAUGUUCGAACUUCCGUGGGCAAGAAAAUCCGUUGUCGCAAGCUUUUCACACGAAUUUGAUGCUCAGGAAUCGUUAUGAUGACGACUGCGAAGACGUUGAAGUUACGUAUGGACUUUCUUUCGGAAUCGUUUCAUUGGGUGAAACUUCCGAUAAGUAUUCAAUGACCGCCAAGAAUCAAGGUACAACCACACGCACUUUGAAGUCCGUGAAAGUUACGAGCAUGGAGAACAUUUUCAAAAUAGUUGAAGGUAGUUUCCCCGUCGACUUGUUACCUGGGGACUUGGAAGCUUUCUGGUUGGUGUGCAGCCUUGAGGAACUCGACGCAUUGCCUCCUUAUUCUACUGGAGAAAUAGUUUUCGAAUUCGAAGACUUCGAUGUUCGCAGGUUGCUUUGUGCUCGGAUGAUUACACCUGAUGAGACUGUGGCCCGGGACGAAUCUGUGCCGGGAGCGGUUUGUAGACCUGGAAAGGCGUAUGUCAAUCGGCCUAAUCGGAAAUCAACCUAUGAGUACCGCUAUGAAAUAGACCCAGAGUUGCGGCGGGCUGUGCUGGAUGGGGAUGAUCUCGGUCUAUGUGCCCCAGUUCUUCAAAGAAAUCUGACGAGGGAAGAUUAUGCGGCGUUUUUUCAGAAACUCGUCGAAAUAGAGAUAGCAGCCAUGGUUGGUCUGUUAUCCUCCAUACCGAGUCGACAUGAUGUGGGCACGAUCAUCAAUUUGUUCGAGGAUCAGAAUUUGGGUGUAAUACGAACAGAUCUGAAAAACAUUUAUGUUUUCUCUGUCGACGUUGUGAAGAAUGGAAUCUCCGUCGCGGAAGGAUCUCGUGUACGUUUUAACCUUGAUGCCAGAAGUAAUGUAACUGCGUUAGAUGUGGAGACAAUGGUGAAAUCUAGAGAGGAGAAAGUGCGUGCAGAGAUCGAGAUUGCCGAAGAAUCUGUCUUGAAAAAUUGUAAGGUGGAAAUCGAGGACUCUGACAAAAAUGUCGAGGAUACCGACCAGAUUUCGGAUCUUCAAGAUAACCUGUCUGACACAACCACGGAUAUUGAUGCCGCUGAAAAGCUUCCUUCUUGGCCAGAAAUCAUAGAAGUGGAAGGCGUCGUGCAGAAAGAUGCAGCAGAUGAGGUCACUGUGGAAAUCGAUAACGGAGACAUAGUACGUUUUUCGAAAAAGCUAUGCUGCGGUGAAUUUAAGGAUAAAUGGACUUUCAUGGAUCGUGAUCUGGUCUUGCUUCGAAUCCUGAAAGACACCAAGGACGUUGAAGUUUUGUCAUGUGCUGUGCGUUACCGAGAAGUUUGGUCGAAAGCUGAGAUUUCAUCACAUAAGGACCGUUUAAGUUAUAAUGGGAAUUCGGGUCUAAUCUCGAAUGCAAGACAUGGUGUUCUCAAAGACAGCGAUGAAUUUUGUUUCGCCGUCGUGAUUAAGACGGCCCGUGAGAGGGUGCCGUGGCGUUCAGUCGAUAUACGACGUUCAUGUUCGAACUUCCGUGGGCAAGAAAAUCCGUUGUCGCAAGCUUUUCACACGAAUUUGAUGCUCAGAAAUCGUUAUGAUGACGACUGCCAGGACGUUAAAGUUACGUAUGGACGUUAUUUUGGAACCGUUUCAUUAGGGGAAACUUCCGAAAAGUAUUCAAUGACCGCCAAGAAUCAAGGUACAACCACACACACUUUGAAGUCCGUGAAAGUUACGAGCAUGGAGAACAUUUUCAAAGUAGUUGAAGGUAGUUUCCCCGUCGACUUGUUACCGGGGGACUUUCAAGCUUUCGGUUUGGUGUGCAGCCUUGAGGAACUUGACGCAUUGCCUCCUUAUUCUACUGGAGAAAUAGUUUUCGAAUUCGAAGACUUCGAUGUUCACAGGUUGCUUAGUGCUCGGAUGAUUACACCUGAUGAGACUGUGACCCGGGACGAAUCUGUGCCGGGAGCGGUUUGUAGACCUGGAGAGGUGUAUGUCAAUGGGCCUUCUUGGAAAUCAACCUAUGAGUACCGCUAUGAAUAUCUGGGUCUCAACGCCGCCCGACACGACCUACCCCUACUAGAGCCAGAUACACGGGGUCAAGAAAUAGAUGAAAUACAGCGUCUGGAGCAAAUGCGAAUUACGGGAGCUAUCUUGAGCGAGGAGGGGGAUUUAUUGGGUAUAGAUGCUUCAAGUUUGUUCGACGAUGAAGAAGAGGGACUGUGUUUGCCUACAUCGCCAGUUAAUAUGUCAGAUGAGAGAGAUUUAGAAGACUUGGUGGAUAUAUCUGACGACACGGAAGCUUUAAACGGUGCUGAAGCUUCAACCCAUGACCGAAUUCUCCUUGAUCAUCUUCUCAGCAUUAAACAGUAUCUGCAACCAGGAAUCUGUGUGUCCAUCACUGAAGCGCGCAGUCUCUCAAGUUGGCUACCCGUGGAUGAUCUGGUGUGGUUCAUGGCUCGUGCCAGAGAUGCUUCAACAGUUCCCAUGAACUGUAAGGAGCACAUCCAGAAGAAUGAAGGAUACGAAGCAAAGAUGAGAGUGGCCAAUGCACGGAUCGUCGUUGCCACAUGGUACAUGUGCGGAUCGAUGCCUGAGAAACUUAACCAAGGAUCUGGACCUUUCACGCAUGUCUUCGUAGAUGAAGCUGGGCAUAUGACGGAGCCUAUGUGUUUGGUGCCAUUGACUGCUAGCCGCAAUUGGACUCGCAUUGUGCUAGCUGGGGAUCCGAUGCAGUUGUCACCAGUCGUUUUCUCCCGCGUCGCGCAAAUGUACAAGCUGAAACGAUCCUUUAUGGAGAGAUUGAUGGAAGAUCAUUCUUUCUACAUGAAAGUUGAAGAUAAAUAUCGCUGGGAGUUCGUGACGCAAUUGGUGAUGAAUUACCGAUCUCAUCCGAUGAUCCUGUCCAUGUAUUCAAACUUGUCAUACGACGGAGUGCUUCAGGCGUGUGUGAAGCCUGAAGACAACUUGGAUUGGAUUCCUCUCACCUUUCGCAGAUUUUAUCCGUUCUGUGUGAUAGGAUUACACGAUAGUCACUGUGAACGCUUGCGUAAAAAUCCGUCACCCUUCAAUAUGAAGGAGGCGUAUGAAGUGACUCGCAUGAUUCUUGUCACCCGAUUGUUCGGGUGCCCCAACAAUCGGGUGACCAAACCGCAGUUUGGUGGGCUGGGGAUUUGCGAGGCCAAGAACUGCCCUGGCUGGCGGUUGGACCGACUGGCGCUUGACGACCGGCAGGUGCGCGACCGUGAAUUGACCGACCGACGGCUGACCGGACACGCUUUUUCUCAGAACUGGAUUUCGCAUAUUGUGAAUGAUUUCAUGGCGCACGGCAUGGUUCUGCAAUCUGACAUUGGCGUGAUUUCUCCGUAUCGAAGCCAAUGCCGCAGAAUCCAGAUUUUCCUUCGAAACUUUCCAGACAUAAAAAUUGGCACUGUCGAAGAAUUCCAAGGAGCCGAACGGAAAAUUAUUAUCCUUUCCCUAGUACACACGUGCCACGACGGUAGGAAAGGAAAGCUUUUCUGGUCUGAGUCGUUUUUCGCUUCUCGAAAGCAUACGAAUGUUUCGAUCAGCCGGGCGAAGCAAUUCCUCAUUGUGAUCGGGGAUGUGCCCUUGAUGAGGAAAGGCAAAAAGAACUGGGGGACGAUUUUGGAGCUCGCAGAAGCAGGCGGAGGCAAACAUUUGAAAUGUAGCAAGAAAGCAUUCAAGUGAAACUUGGAUUUUCCAGUUCGCUCUUGUGUUCAAAUCAAGCGAGUGAAUCGUACUUCUCCGAAAGAACUCGACUUUUUUUCACCUUUCUUAGCUGGAAUAGUUUUCCAUCAAGUUUGUAUUGGCUUAGUUGCAGGCCAGCAAGGUUUCAUGCAUGGUGAUGUCGAAAAAGUAUUCUGUUUCGGUGCACAAGUACAGAAAUAAUUGUGCGAUGAGAUGUUCCAACUUGGGACGCGUUUUGUGACAAAAUGGUGUGAUUGUGUUUGCAUGCGUCGUGUGUGAUCAAAUUUGAUACUUUUCGGUAAUUAAUUCGUUUUGACAAUACUGUGCAGUGAUCAUUUCCCCGAGUGAAGAAGUACACUGCGUUGCGCUCUUGUUGAGGAACGUGAAGAUCAUUCGACCGGUUGAAGAUAAAAUAAAAAUACCGAGGUCAGCUCUCGAUAGUCCAUAGUUUUUUUUUAUUGUUAGUAAGCGCUAAAAUUUAGUUUUUUUCAACGAUUUGUUUAUUGUAGGUGCCGGAUAAAAUCCCGUUGGCCCGAAAAUCUCGCAGGGCUGACCCACCAAAGUUGACAGAUCAGUUAUGUUUUGGCAAUUUCCAAAUGUUGUAACAUUGAUCUAAAUUGAGUAGAUCUGGAUUAAUCUGGGCUCCAGCAUUCUUGAAAGCCAAGAACUGAAUCCAAUUUCACCUUACAAUGCCUUCGAUGAUUCCAACAUGCAGUACAAACCUGAUGAAUGAAAUUUGACUUCAGAACUGCAUUUAAGCAGUGGAAUUUCGUUCGCACGAAUCUUAUGACUAAUUCAUGCUUAUAAUAAAUUGGUUUUUAGUCCCUGUUCAACAGCCAGAGUGAUUUUUUUUUUCAUUGCAACGAAUGUUUGUUCUUCAAGAUCGCCAACGCUUUUUUGUGAAGAGAUCAUACUGUACAGUACUUGUUUAAUAAAUUUGAAUUUGUCUACGCACCACCGCUCAAUUUGGUUAUCAAAAGAGGCUUUUUC